Heterocephalus glaber (naked mole-rat) is the source of this 4976-nucleotide messenger RNA. It is a transcript of the gene Ammecr1l, whose product is annotated as AMMECR1 like. Gene Ontology annotation, cellular component: nucleus. NCBI's taxonomy places the organism in Eukaryota, Metazoa, Chordata, Mammalia, Rodentia, Bathyergidae. The record is from RefSeq and is a predicted model, not a curated record.
CUCCCUCAUCUCUAUGGUUCUCCUCGGCUCGCUAGAGGGCGUCUGGUCCAUUGGAGGACUCCCUAACAUUCUUCCUUCAUUACCUCACUGCCUCAGGUGGCUGCUGGGAUACCGGAGGAGUCGGGUCCCGGCUGGACUCAGUCCUCCAGCCGCCCGGGGAAUACCUCUAGUUCUUCCUGGCCACAGCCGUCGCUUCCUCCUCCGCCCGCCGGUCCCCUUCGCCCCGCCCGGUCUGCGCCGUGCGUCUGGCCCGCCGGCGGGCCUGCUUUUCUCGGGAGCCCCCACCCAGGCGCAUGGCUCCAUGAAGCAGGAGGAGGAGGCAGAGCUCGAGAGGUCCUGUCCGCCCCGGCCGAAUCUGGGCCAGGAGAAAAGGUACAGAAAGAAGGAAUGGAAUUGGAAGGAAGAAAAUUCAUUCCAGAGACAAAGUAGUUCCCGUCCUCUGUUGUAGCUGUUCCUCUGGCAAUAUAAACUUUCCUGCUUUCAGGUUCUGCAGCAUUCCAGACCAAGAGCACCGAAUCAGGAUGGGAAAAAGACGUUGUGUUCCUCCACUCGAGCCCAAGUUGGCAGCAGGCUGUUGUGGGGUCAAGAAGCCCAAAUUAUCUGGAAGUGGAACGCACAGUCACGGGAACCAGGCCACUACUGUCCCCGGCUCUAGUUCAGGACCUCUUCAAAACCACCAGCAUGUGGACAGCAGCAGUGGACGGGAGAAUGUGUCGGACCUAACUCUGGGACCUGGAAACUCUCCUAUCACACGAAUGAAUCCCGCAUCGGGAGCGCUGAGCCCUCUCCCCCGGCCCAAUGGAACUGCCAAUACCACUAAGAAUUUGGUGGUGACUGCAGAGAUGUGCUGCUACUGCUUUGAUGUACUCUACUGUCACCUGUAUGGCUUCCCACAGCCUCGACUUCCUAGAUUCACCAAUGACCCCUAUCCUCUCUUUGUGACGUGGAAGACAGGGCGGGACAAGCGGCUUCGUGGCUGCAUUGGGACCUUCUCAGCCAUGAAUCUUCAUUCAGGACUCAGGGAAUACACGUUAACCAGUGCACUUAAGGACAGCCGAUUUCCCCCCUUGACCCGAGAGGAGCUGCCUAAACUUUUCUGCUCUGUUUCCCUCCUUACUAACUUUGAGGAUGCCAGUGAUUACCUGGACUGGGAGGUAGGGGUCCAUGGGAUUCGAAUUGAAUUUAUCAAUGAAAAAGGCGUCAAACGCACAGCCACGUAUUUACCUGAGGUUGCUAAGGAACAAGACUGGGAUCAGAUCCAGACAAUAGACUCCUUACUCAGGAAAGGUGGCUUUAAGGCUCCAAUUACCAGUGAAUUCAGAAAAACGAUCAAACUCACCAGGAAUAAUCACCUUGCAGUGGAGGAGUGAUUACAGUGGGAAAGAGAUGGCUCUGGGUACAGAAGUGAGAAGGUGACAAUCAGUUAUGCAGAGUAUAUUGCUUCUCGACAGCACUGUUUCCAGAAUGGCACUCUUCAUGCCCCGCCCCUCUACAAUCAUUACUCCUGACACACGGCUGCAUGACCAGUCCCACCCCCCUGUGGCCACCAAUGGCUAUGACAUCAUUGGAGCAGAUGCCUCCUCUUCCUGGUCCAGUUACUUCUAUUACUGCACCAUUUUAUGAUGCUAGCUUCCGUUGCCAAGGCUGCCUCCCACUGACUGAGGGAGUGUGGGGUUACACUGAAUGAAGCAGAACUUGAGGGGCCCAAGCCUUAUCUCAGCCUUUCCUCAGUAUGGGGUUCCAUUGGAUGGGGCUUCUCCAUGACUAGUGAGAAUCGCUGUGUGGGUGCUGAAGACCCUGGUCUGGUGAUUUGCCACGUGUGGUUGGCCACACACUGGAAUUAGAGUUGAUGAUCCAUGGAGGUUUACCCCACACACACUGAGCCUCCCAGAUGAAAUAGGUGUUCCCCUGGCAGUCUGGGCAACGGAGACCAACAAGAAACAUUUUUAGGUUGUUUUAAAUUCCUUUUUUUAAACUUCCAGUUUAUUGCAUACCAAGAGUUGAUAACAACCUCCAUGCUUCAUAAGUGGACGCCAUGUUAGGGUUGAGCGUGGGCACCAUGAGUCCUCUGAGGCUCUUGGACAGAGACCCACACCAAGACCGGAAGCCCUUCAGAUGGCGUUGCAGAUCUCAUUGCUCAAUAAGCUGCGAAGGUUAAAAUUCUCACCCCACUCUCAGUUGGAUCGUCUGGCACUCUUCCUGCAAGAAAGUCUCCUGGUGUUACAUGGAGCUCUGUGGUGUGGCCUGCGGAGGAAUGGAGUGGAGAUGCCCAUGGGAGGUCCUGGUGUCAUCGAUAUUUGAGGUGUGAAAGGAGAGAGCUCUUCCUCACCCCCCGGCUACCUCACUCCUACUGGUAGCAGUGCCUAUAUAGCUGGAUCUGGGUUCUCAGAAGCACAGGUGUGCAAAUGGGUGGCUGGGUUGGGCUCAUUGUCAUAGAGAAUCCAGGGUCUCUGAGCUGGUUUUCUUUUCAGGCAAACAUCCUGAGGGACCUUUAAGCACGCAAGUUCAUUUUUCUAGUUUGCCUAAAGUAGGAAGACUGUUGAUGUUUCUGUCCUUUUAUAAGACUCUAGAGCAAAGCUGUGUAAUUCAACAAGGUGAAUCUUUAUCUUGCCUACCAUGCUGGGAGUUUUAACCCCACCAUGGCAUAUUUCCAAAUUGUUCAUUUUUCUCUGGGUCACUUAAACUUUAAUGUGACAUUUCCCUUCUCCUUGUUUGCUGAUUUCCAAAUAGCUGUCAUUUAGUUUUUCUGUCUUGCCUCUUCACUCAUUUGGUGGCAAAGUUCAUAGAACUAGGGGAUUUGGCAGAGGCUUUGAAAGCACUGUCUCAAAAGCACUGCUAGAGUGACUCACAGGAAGAGGUGGCCAGCUGAAGAGAGGAUGAUCCUGAGAACAAUACACUGGUUUUCAACAACAUGCUUAGAGAACUCUUGAAGUGGAUCAGGUGUCAACCCAGUGAACACGUAUUUUCAUUUAAUUUAUUUUUUAGUUUAUAUGUUGAUGAUGUGGCUUUCCAAAAUGGGCAUAUAUUCAAGUUUAAAGAUCCUUUGAGCUUUCUUCUGCCAGGAAGUGAGGAGGCAAAGUGGGACACAAUCUAAGAAGGCGUUGCCCUACAGUUUCUGGAAAGGAAUCAGUCAGGGAGAGCAGGUUUGUGCUGCUGGCAAGGACCUGGGGUAUAUGGGAAGACUUGGGUGACAUCAGGGUGCCCAAGCUGUGCCCCCUUCAUUUCUGUGCUGGGUUGCCAUGGCCUGCCAUGGUCCCCUUGCAGUGUAGAUGAAGGUGAAGGGGUCGUCUCAUUAUGACCUGCUGCUGAGGAUAAUGUCCUGUUACAGAUGUGACAACAGAUAACUCUUAGGUGCCAUGGAUUGAUGUCAGGGUGGUCAGUUCUGGACUAAGCCACCCGCCUCCAAUUUGUACAACAGUAUUGAUACAUAGGGCUACACUCAUUACUGUUCAAGUGUUCUAUGUUAAAAGUUGUGUUUGAUUUCUAAAGAUUUAAAAAAGCAAAAAAAUUGGUGCUAAACUUUCACCCCUGAGCACGCUCAGUGAGACUGGUCAUGCAAGCAUUUACAAUGCCAUGCUCCUCAAGCCUAUUUUUCUUGUAGAAAUGUUGCCCUAUUUGUCUUCCCUGAUGUAUAGUAUGUAUUUUAUUUUAUUUUAUUUUAUUGAGGGUGGGGUAGGAUACCUGCCAUUUAAGAAAAUAAAAAAUUUAAACCCCCAAAAUGGGGGGGAAAAAAUCAGUGCACAAGAAUAGGGCUGGUGAAGCCCAGCAUCACACUGAAGUAGGCUCAGUGGUUUUGGAGUGAAGAAGCCUUACUCCCUGCACAUUCCCUCAUGCUCCCAGCAAGUCCAGCAGUGGAGAUGUGUGAGCUCCUCUUGUCUUGUCAAGGGGGUUCAGAAGUCAGCCAAGGGAAACUACAUGUGCCCUGUCAGAGUCCAUCCUGAGCAGGGCGUAGUCAGGAAGCAGUCUGGAAGUGUGUGGUCACAGGGGCCUCAUGGAAACGUGGGACUGGUGGCUCUCAGGAAAAAUGCUGAGUCUUGGGUCAGCCACACGGCAGCUUUGCAUAGGGAGGUGACUGACAGCUCCGAGCAGGAGCAGAUCUGCCUUCCACUUGCUUGACCAAAGCAGUAAUAAGGGUGGCCGGUACAUGCAAACGAGUGGGAAGUGGAGAGAAGGGGUGCUUCCUGCCCACUGUUUCUUCUGUCCUUGGGCCACUGAAUAGUAGGUAACCACUGUUGUAAGGAACCAGCCCAACUUCCUGGCUCGGUUCGGAGUUUGUUUCAUCCCUAGCUGUGAGUGCCUUUUGGUCUGGAAAGUUGACUUGUCUCAUAAUACCCACAGCUAGGACAUUUUUCCUGUAAUUAUGAAUUGUCCUUGUUUUACUUUAAAAGAGAGUGUCUUUGAUCACUAGAGUUUGUCAGUGUUGGAUUAUUUCCACUGUGAGGUUCUUAAACUUUUUUGCUUCAUAAUAUUGAAACAGUUCAUGUUAGAUACCCUUUCCACAUGAAAGGUUUGUAGUUAAAACAUUAUAUAUAUUUUACUGUUUAUAAUAAAAACCAUCUAUACAUGGGGGCUGGGGAUUUAGCUCAGUGGUUCCGCCGCCUGCUGCACAAGCACAAGGACCCGAGUUCAAUCCCUGGUACAAAAAAAAAAAAAAAACCCAUCUAUACAAAAGAAGUCCUGGGUGUUAAUUUUAAUAUUUUGCACAAGAUCUGUUUUCCAUAUGUUAACAUCUACAAUUUCACUAACUGUUGAUGUUGUUUUCUAUCGAGAUUUCUGGAGCCUAGGGAUCUACUUGUUUUUGAUUAUUUUUGUUCUUAUUUCCCUGAAGCAAGAGACUGUAUGGCCUUCAGUGCAAAGAUUUCAGACCAAUUCUUUGUAUUACACUUGGUUGCCUCUUGGCUAUAUAACUUCUUGAGUGCAAAUCAUUGAACUCUUUAAUGAAGUAUUGUAGAGAAUAAAUCAUAAUGGGUAAAAAU